Messenger RNA from Exaiptasia diaphana, 1858 nucleotides. RefSeq names its product histone H4 transcription factor. The transcript is spliced from 7 exons. Gene Ontology annotation, biological process: regulation of transcription by RNA polymerase II; anatomical structure development. Lineage: Eukaryota; Metazoa; Cnidaria; Anthozoa; Actiniaria; Aiptasiidae. The record is from RefSeq and is a predicted model, not a curated record. Gene Ontology annotation, molecular function: DNA-binding transcription factor activity, RNA polymerase II-specific; RNA polymerase II cis-regulatory region sequence-specific DNA binding. The coding region runs from base 123 to 1751 and encodes 542 amino acids.
UCACGUCGAUGGCGGGAAGAAAACAUUGUGAACCCCGAAUUUUAUAAAAUUUAUUACGAUCGCUGGAGAUUUUGUUGUCUUAUAUCGUUGGUUGGUGGCCRUAGAUAUCGCUUAAGGUAAAUAUGCCGAGAAACAAGAAAUCAAGUGSACUGCCCGAUGUAUACUUGGUCUGCGGGUGGCAAGAUUGUCAGUUUCAAGUUUUGUUGGGUGAUUUUCUAGACUUUAGAAACCAUAUUGAUGAGCACAUAAACGAUAUUUUACCUGGUUACCGGGACAGAUGUUGCAACGAGAAGGUUCCUGAUGAUUUUGUGUGUAUGUGGGCGCAUUGCGGCUUUGAUACACCUGAAGAUGCUAAUGAACUCAUCCGCCAUCUUUUAUUUCACGCUUUUCAUACAAAAUUAAAAGCGCAAGGAACAAGAAAACGAAUUGCACAGGGCCUUAGUGAAUGCACUUUAGAUUCUCAGGGACAAAAUCUMGUUCCUGAUGUUCAAAAGCCGUUUCUAUGYGAGUGGGAGAACUGUUCUUUGGAAAUGAAUUGUCCAUAUUGGUAUUAUCAACAUGUUGAAAGUCACGUGAUGGCAGUGGAUAAGGAGAACAAUGAAGACAAUGUCAGCUUUGUGGCUUGUGGAUGGGAAGGUUGUCAAGUUACAGUAAAGAACCAUUAUAAACUUAAGGAGCACUGCCGYACACACACACAUGAAAGGGUUUUUGCUUGUUCAGUGUGUGGUGGUAUGUUUGCUAGUAUGUCAAAACUGAUAGAUCACCUAACAAGACAAAAUCAAUCUGAAUUUCAAAGUUUUCAAUGUUCUCAUUGCUUAAAGCAUUGUGGCUCACAGCGGAUAUUAAGAGAUCAUAUGCGUCAUCAUGUGAAUAACAUCAARUGUAAAUUCUGUGACAUGACAUGUCCCAACCCAUCAGCCCUCAAGCAACACAUGAAGUUCCGUCAUUCUGAUGACCGUCCAUAUGAAUGUGAUCUUUGUGAAGCUAGCUGGAAAACACUUUCUGAUCUGCGACGUCAUCGUGAAUCACACAGCUCUGUAUUGAGCUACAAGUGUUCUGUUGAGGGGUGUGACUUUUCAGCCAGAGCAGUCCAAACUUUGAAAAGACAUUUUAARGUUGAACACCAGGGAGAAGAGCUGUCCAAGUAYGAAUGCCAUAUUUGUGCAAUGAGAUAUACUCGCGGCACAGGACUAACUCAACAUUUAAAAACAAAGCAUGAAUUUAGGUGGCCAUCAGGCCAUCCACGCUUCAGAUACAAGCAAUAUGAGGAUGGAAUCUGGAGAUUACAAACUGUUCGAUUUGAAAGUUUACAACUAUCUCAACAAUUUAGCAGUGAAAAUCAAAGUGAAGAAGGCCAAGAAGAAAUGAUACAAGACGAACAGUCUACAGAGGAGGAAGAUUCUAAUCAGGAUUCAUCAUCUGGACACAUUGAGUAUCAAACUAUUGAUACUCCAGUUAUGGCCUCACUUAGCGGGCCAUUUUAUGAUACAGAAAACGAUUCAUCACAGCGUCAAAACAUAGCUUUACCUUAUGCACAAAAUAUCCAAGAUACAGAGACAAAUCCAUCAUACUUAGCAAAAUCUGGUUCAGUGGGAAAAAGCAAAAUGACUAAGCGCAAUCAUCCUUAUGAAAGACCAUCAUCRCCAUCAUUAGAUGUACCUCAGACACUUCUUGCAUUGCAACAAGUGGCCACAAGACUUGCUGCUAAUAGUGACAUAAGAGGAACAAGUUUAUCAAAUAAUCCAUCUUGAAGUUUAUUUAUGCAUUGUUUCCUUUAGCUACGUAUACAUUGGCCUUCAAUACUGAUAUUACAUUUUACUAUUAUGAAGUCAACUGUUUUAAUAAAAGAGAGAUGUUA